Messenger RNA from Carassius gibelio (silver crucian carp), 1663 nucleotides. RefSeq names its product ras-related protein Rab-37. The record is from RefSeq and is a predicted model, not a curated record. NCBI's taxonomy places the organism in Eukaryota, Metazoa, Chordata, Actinopteri, Cypriniformes, Cyprinidae. The transcript is spliced from 9 exons. Gene Ontology annotation, molecular function: GTP binding; GTPase activity. Bases 34 to 666 code for a protein of 210 amino acids. Gene Ontology annotation, cellular component: Golgi apparatus; endosome.
GCAGCGCGGCCCCGUGAGAGCGCGCGCUCCGUGAUGGAUCAGAUCAGCGCAGCGGGCGUCGCUUAUAAUCAGGAUUUAACACACAAGACCAUCCUGGUGGGAGACAGUGGAGUGGGAAAGACGUCUCUGCUGGUUCAGUUUGAUCAAGGCAAGUUUAUCCCUGGAUCGUUUUCUGCGACGGUGGGGAUCGGAUUCACGAAUAAAGUCCUCGCAGUGGAUGAGCAGAAGGUGAGAUUACAGAUCUGGGAUACGGCGGGACAGGAGAGGUUUCGGAGCGUCACACACGCGUACUACAGAGACGCUCAGGCACUUCUCCUGCUCUAUGACAUCACCAGCAGAUCCUCCUUCGACAACACACGGGCGUGGCUUACUGAGAUCCAUGAAUAUGCUCAGGAUGAUGUGGUCAUCAUGUUGCUUGGCAACAAGUCAGACAUGGCCAGCGCUCGAGCCAUCAGACGAGAUGAGGGAGAGAAACUGGCCAGAGAGUAUGGAGUCAUUUUCCUGGAGACCAGUGCCAAAACCGGACUCAACGUGGACGAGGCCUUUGUGACGGUGGCAAAAGAGCUGGUGAGAUGCUCGGUCCAGCUGCCCAUCGAGCCCAGGUUUGACCUUCAGGACGUGAUGGAGCCGGAGAAAGAGUCUUCCAGCUGCUGCGGCUUCAGCUAGAAACUAGAAGACCAGUCACUCCUGUCUCCACCAGCAGAUGGAGCUGUGUGCACCUCAUGUUCAGGGAUGACCUUUUUUGUUUUUGUUCAGGGACAAAUAUUCUUGGACAAACCUCAUCUAAGUCCUCAUCUUGCCCACUGAUUUAUAUUCAUCUUUUUAUAGAUCAGUGCUAGUGAUAUUUGAAGCACUGCACUUGCUUUAAAGAACCUGCAUAGAAGGAUCUAUGCAGUAGCUCCGAAUAAUGCCUGCUUUCCUAUUAUAACAUCAGCCUAAAGAAGUAUUUCUUCAUGAGUAGCAUGCAGACGGUAUUCAAAAAGUAGGUGAUUUAGGGGUAAAACAUGCACUGGUGAAAGAUCUACUAUGAUAUAAUGAAUUAUUUGUGAUUUUAUACGCUGCUUGUAAUUUGUUCCAGAACACAGCUACUUUUAAAUGACUCUGAAGGAAGGUUUUUUGCAGCAGAAAGCUGUUGUUUUGACAUCUACCAGUUGCUGGAGUUGACCAGCCUAACCUUUCCCAGUGGUUAUAUGUUACACAAUAAAUGUCAUAUAUAUUAAAUAGAUUAAUGUCACUAGAGUGCUUAAUUAGCAUUUUGUUGGUGUGUGUAUGCUGCGUUUGAAUCUCAGGAUCUGGGAAUAUUAUGCACCGACAGACGCUUUGAAAAUAUUGCAAAUCUCUAUGAAGAAAAUAUGCAUUUAUCUGCUAAGCUGAUCAGAAUGACUAUUUGCAUUGAAUUUAUAAAUAUAGUGAGGAAAUGCAUAUUGAGAGAGUAUGUAUAUCUAUGCCUGUUUGUGUUUAUAUCAGACUUUAUUAUCACAAAAACUGAUUUGUAUUGCAUCUGUUUUGCUGAAAUCAGAACAGAUGUCUUUGUGUCAGCUGUCCUCAGGACUUCUCCUGUGUUUUGACUGUAAAAUGCUUUAUAAAAGAUCCAUUGUGUAAAUCCUGAACUAUCUGUUUCUCAUGGACGUGUGUUUUGUUAUUAAAAUGUUUUAUAUGCUUA